Molecule: messenger RNA, 3812 nt
Organism: Oppia nitens
Lineage: Eukaryota; Metazoa; Arthropoda; Arachnida; Sarcoptiformes; Oppiidae
Product: probable phospholipid-transporting ATPase IIA
Exons: 6
Coding region: 153-3812 (1219 amino acids)
Biological process (GO): phospholipid translocation; retrograde vesicle-mediated transport, Golgi to endoplasmic reticulum; endocytosis
Cellular component (GO): plasma membrane; endosome; trans-Golgi network
Molecular function (GO): ATPase-coupled intramembrane lipid carrier activity; magnesium ion binding; ATP binding
Source: RefSeq, a predicted model, not a curated record
UAUGUGAUCAAAAAAUUUGUUGUUUACUUAUAAUAAUAACCAUUAUAUCCAUUGACUACAGUAUAUAAUGAUGCAAAUGAUUGUUUGUUUUGUUGUGUCCAUCAUAUCCUUCUCCUCCUCUGCGGUAAUAACUAGUGAUAAUUGUAAUAAUAAUGUCUUUAAUGUCGUCAACAACAACAACAUCAUCUGAAGACAACAAUAGCCGACGAUUUAUUAAUAAUCCAAAUCCUCAAAACAGAUCCCAAAAACGUGUAACCAUUAGUGAGCCGUUAAACAAGUGGUCGACGACUAGGAGGACGACGACGACAACGACGAAGAGGACUACUGCUAGUGAUAACAAUACUACUACAAGAACUGCUGUAUUGAUUGCCGUCGACGACGACGAGGACGUCAACGACGAGGAAGACAUCGACAACCAUAACGAAGAUAAUACUUCUACUACUAAACGCCGUUUGAAGUUAAUCGCCGACCAAUCGGACGACGACGACGAAGAGUCAGCCAUUGAGUCUACAGAAUCGGAUUCGCUUCUCAAGACAGGCAACAGUUUAGCCAUCAAGAGUAAGAGGAGGAGCCGCCGAAAGCAAUCGGUUUACUGUUGUUUGUGUCAAUCGGUUAGCAUUUGUAUGUCAGCAAUGGUUCGCUUAUUAUUUGGUAAAAAACAACUAAAACCGCGAACAGUUUAUGUCCGCGGAUCCGAUAUGUUCAACGAUCGGACAAAACAGACAUCGUUUCCGGCAAAUAUCAUCCGAAACCAGAAAUACAAUAUAUUGACAUUUCUGCCAAUCGUUUUGUUCAAUCAGUUCAAGUUUUUCCUAAAUCUAUACUUUCUGUUGAUGGCCUGUUCUCAGUUUAUACCCUCACUGAAAGUCGGCUAUAUCUAUACCUAUUGGGCACCCCUGGGGUUUGUCCUCGGAGUGACACUCAUACGCGAAGCUGUCGAUGAUAUAUUGCGGUUCAAACGCGACAAAGCUGUCAACUGUCAGUUGUAUCAGAAGCUGACCCGCGACGGACCCCUAGCCAUACAUAGUUCACGUAUUAAAGUCGGCGAUCUGAUAGUGGUCUCAAAGGAUCAGAGGGUGCCGGCAGAUAUGGUUUUCUUGAGGACCAGCGAGAAAAAUGGGGCCUGUUUUGUACGAACUGACCAAUUGGAUGGUGAAACCGAUUGGAAACUUAGACUCGCCGUAUCGGCCACUCAGACACUUGAUUGCGAUGACAAUCUAUUUAGUUUAGACGCCUAUAUUGAUGCCGAAGAGCCCCGCCGUGACAUUCAUAGCUUUACCGGAAAAUUUACUGUAGAUUCGGGGAAUAAAGAGAUUUCGUUGAACAUUGAAAACACAUUGUGGGCCAACACAGUGAUAGCGUCUGGUACUGCAAUUGGUAUUGUGAUAUAUACGGGACCCGAGACCCGGUCAAUGAUGAACAACAAUGAGCCCCGAAGUAAAGUCGGUUUACUCGACUACGAGGUCAACUCAAUCACAAAAGUGUUGUUUGCAGCGGUUGUCUUAUUGGCGUUAGCUAUGAUAUGCCUUAAAGGGUUUAACGGUCCCUGGUAUAGAUACUGGUUCCGAUUUGUCCUAUUAUUUUCCUAUAUUAUACCAAUUAGUUUGCGUGUUAAUCUGGAAAUGGGACGAGUAGUCUACUCAUAUAUGAUCCAACGAGAUAUGGAUAUACCGGGAACAUUGGUCCGGACCACAACCAUACCCGAAGAUUUGGGACGUAUUUCCUAUUUGUUAACCGAUAAGACGGGAACACUGACCCGUAACGAAAUGGUAUUCAAGAAAAUACAUUUGGGAAAGAUAUCCUACGGACCCGAAUAUUUCGAUGAAUUAGCCGCACUAUUGCGCUUAUCAUAUGCACCGCAAACGGCUGCCAACUAUCAGACCCACAAACGUGACAGUUCGACGACCAGUACUAUUAGUUUCGAUCCCAGACAACGCCAAUUUCAUCAGCGACACGCCCGUAUUGAUUCGUACGAAGUUGAUCGGGACAGUGUUAUACGUGUCCAGCAAACCGUACUGGCCAUUGCCCUGUGUCACAAUGUCACCCCUUCCUAUGAUAAUGGAUCCAAUCCUUUUUUUGACAGCAAUGAUGUAUCGAAACCACCGAUUGAUUCAGCAGAUACUGUAUCGAUACCAAUGUUACAGAGAGGUAUCACCUAUCAGGCCUCCAGUCCCGAUGAGGUAGCACUGGUACAGUGGACCGAAAAGAUGGGUUUGGCACUGGUCUACCGUGACCUGACUACUAUGAAAUUACGUAAUCCUGUCGGCACUAUAAUCGGUUUCGAUAUUCUUCAGAUAUUUCCGUUCAGUUCGGAAACCAAACGAAUGGGAAUCAUUGUCAGAGACCACAAAUCAAACGAAAUAAUGUUUCUAUUGAAAGGCGCCGAUACUGUUAUGUCGACGAUUAUUGUCUAUAGCGAUUGGCUUCAGGAACAGUGCGAUACUAUGGCACGCAAUGGUCUCCGGACUCUUGUAGUGGCAAAGAAGACCUUGAGUGAGGAACAGUACGCCGAGUUUGAGGUUCGCUAUAGUCAAGCGAAAUGUUCAAUGAGUGACAGAAAUGCUAAGAUAAGCGCCGUAUUGGCUAAUCUUGAAAAAGAUUUGGAACUCCUUGGACUAACCGGAGUUGAAGAUCGACUACAGGAAGGUGUGGCCACAACAUUGAAAGGACUACAAGACGCUGGUAUUAAGCUCUGGAUGUUGACCGGCGAUAAACUGGAAACAGCUAUCAGUAUAGCCAAGUCGUCACAGUUGGUCAAAAAGAUGCAAGAAUUCUAUGUAUUUCGACCGGUCAAAAGCCGAACAGAAGCACAUCUCGAACUAAACAAUUUUCACCGAAAAUCCGACUGUCCGUUGAUUAUUCGGGGCGAAGAUCUCGAACUAUGUAUGAAAUUCUAUUCGACAGAGUUUAUGGAACUGGCCUGUCAGUGCCCGGCAGUGGUUUGUUGCCGAUGUUCGCCAACACAGAAAGCCGAAGUAGUCAAACUGAUCCAAAAUCGUACCGGUAAACGUACACUUGCGGUCGGCGAUGGCGGCAAUGAUGUAUCAAUGAUACAGACGGCCGAUGUUGGUGUGGGUAUUGUCGGCAAAGAAGGACAACAGGCAUCACUUGCGGCCGAUUUUUCAAUACUUCAAUUUAGUCAUAUCUAUCGCUUGAUACUAUUGCACGGCCGUUACAGUUAUAAACGAUCGGCUACUUUAAGUCAGUUUAUUAUACACCGGGGACUCAUAAUCAGUACACUUCAGGCCAUCUUUUCGUCAGUCUUUUACUUUGCAUCCGUUGCCUUAUACCAGGGUUUCUUAAUGAUCGGUUACGCCACAAUCUACACAAUGUUUCCCGUAUUCAGUAUCGUAUUAGACAAGGAUGUAUCGCCCCGACUAGUCAUGCGUUAUCCGGAACUCUACAAACUAAUGAAAGGCCGUUCCCUCAGCUACAAGACAUUCUUCAUUUGGGUACUCAUCAGUAUAUAUCAGGGCGGUGUCAUUAUGUACGGUGCAAUGCUACUGUUCAACGACGAAUUCAUCCAUGUAGUGGCCAUUACGUUCACGGCUGUCAUACUAACCGAACUACUGAUGCUGGCCCUAACCGUACGCACCUGGCAUUGGAUGAUGAUUGUGGCCGAACUGAUCUCCCUAUCCACCUAUCUAUUGACACUGAUAGUCGCACCGCAAUAUUUCGAUGAAAAAUUUAUCCAAACGCGUGCCUUCCUAUGGAAAGUGACACUAUUGACGGUAGUGUCGUGUCUACCACUCUAUAUCCUGAAGUUUGUUCACCGAAAGAUUGCACCGCCCAGUCAUUCAAAGCUUACCUAA